AUUUGUCGCAGGUUGUAGGGAAAAAUGUACAUUCAGAUGACAAACGGAGUUCCUCCACCGACGCUGGAGCAAAAUUCUUUCGAUCACCGGGUUGAAGUGCUUGAGAGGCAGAAAGAGAUCGACGAUUGGCUUCCGAUUACUUCAUCGAGAAACGCAAAAUGGUGGAAUUCUGCGUUUCACAAUGUGACCGCCAUGGUCGGGGCCGGCGUUCUUGGUCUCCCUUACUCCAUGGCCCAGCUCGGAUGGGGUCCGGGCGUGGCAAUACUGAUACUAUCAUGGAUAAUAACACUCUACACGUUGUGGCAAAUGGUAGAGAUGCACGAGAUGGUUCCUGGAAAACGCUUUGACCGCUAUCACGAACUUGGCCAAUUUGCAUUCGGUGAACGUCUUGGUCUCUAUAUUAUUGUCCCUCAGCAAAUAAUUGUCGAAGUUGGAGUAUGCAUAGUUUAUAUGGUGACUGGUGGACAAUCGUUGAAGAAGUUCCAUGAACUCGUCUGUCAAGAUUGCUCACCAAUUAGACUUCCUUUCUUCAUAAUGAUAUUUGCAUCUUCUCAUUUUGUCUUGUCUCAUCUCCCAAACUUCAAUUCCAUCUCCCUUGUCUCUCUUGUUGCCGCCGUCAUGUCUCUUAGUUAUUCAACCAUUGCUUGGACCGCUACAGCUGCAAAGGGCGUUCAGGAAGAUGUUCAGUACAGCUACAAAGCAGGCACAACCGUGGACACAUUGUUAAACUUCUUUACAGGGCUUGGGGGAAUUGCAUUUUCUUAUGCAGGUCAUAGUGUGGUGCUUGAGAUCCAAGCAACGUUACCUUCUACAACAAGUAAUCCUUCUAAAGGUCCUAUGUGGAAAGGGGUCAUGGUUGCUUACGUGGUUGUGGCUUUGUGUUACUUCCCCCUUGCUUUGGUUGGCUAUGGCGUUUUUGGAAAUGAUGUAUCAGAUAAUAUAUUGAUAUCGCUCAAAACACCAGUUUGGGCCAUCGCAUUAGCUAACCUUUUCGUGGUUAUGCAUGUCAUUGGCAGUUACCAGAUAUUCGCAAUGCCGGUUUUCGACAUGGUGGAGACAUUCCUAGUCAAGAAACUUAAUUUCAAACCCUCUUCAAUUCUUCGUUUCAUUGUACGGAAUGUGUAUGUUGCAUUAACGAUGUUCAUUGCAAUAAUGAUACCCUUCUUUGGCGGUCUACUCGCUUUCUUUGGAGGAUUCGCAUUUGCUCCAACAACUUAUUUUCUUCCUUGCAUAAUGUGGCUAAUUAUCUAUAAGCCAAAGAGGUUUGGCUUGUCGUGGUGGACGAACUGGGUAUGCAUAGUACUUGGAGUUCUUUUGAUGAUCCUAUCAUCAAUCGGAGGAUUACGGCAAAUUAUCCUUGAAUCCAAAGAUUAUAGUUUCUUCUCUUGAUUUGAUUUCCCCUACUUCAUAUCCUUUUGUUGCCAAUUUCAUAGUGAGAAAUUGUCGAUUACAUAUUCAUUUUACACGUAUGUUUAAGGACACAAAUUCAAUAAU
Molecule: messenger RNA, 1494 nt
Organism: Eruca vesicaria subsp. sativa (arugula)
Lineage: Eukaryota; Viridiplantae; Streptophyta; Magnoliopsida; Brassicales; Brassicaceae
Source: the annotation of a GenBank genome assembly